GCUCGAGAGAAGCUGCAGAGAAACUUCAGCAGGUUUAAUCAGUGUGAACUGCAGAGAGAGAAGAAGAUGAUGAUGAUGAUGGAGAGCACGGUGGUGUACGAUAACGGGUACGGACAGGAGGAGGAAUACAUGGUGCAGGAGGAGGAGUGGGACCGGGACAUGCUGCUGGACCCCGCCUGGGAGAAACAACAGCGAAAGACGUUCACCGCGUGGUGUAACUCCCACCUGAGGAAAGCUGGCACUCAGAUCGAGAACAUCGAGGAGGACUUCAGGAAUGGCCUGAAACUCAUGCUGCUGCUCGAAGUCAUCUCAGGAGAGCGGUUAGCCAAACCCGACCGAGGAAAAAUGCGCUUUCACAAGAUCGCCAACGUCAACAAAGCUCUGGAGUUCAUCACCAGCAAAGGAGUGAAGCUCGUCUCCAUCGGCGCUGAAGAAAUUGUGGAUGGGAAUGUGAAGAUGACUCUUGGAAUGAUCUGGACCAUCAUCCUGAGAUUUGCCAUCCAAGACAUCUCUGUAGAAGAAACCUCGGCUAAAGAAGGCCUGCUGCUGUGGUGCCAGAGGAAGACGGCGCCCUACAGGAACGUAAACGUACAGAACUUCCAUGUCAGCUGGAAGGACGGCCUGGCGUUCUGCGCCCUCAUCCACCGGCACAGGCCCGACCUAAUCGACUUCAGCAAACUGAACAAGGAUGAUCCUCUGGGUAACCUGAACCUGGCGUUUGAGGUCGCAGAGAAGCACCUUGAUAUUCCUAAAAUGCUGGACGCAGAGGACAUCAUAAACACCCCAAAACCUGAUGAGAGAGCCAUAAUGACCUACGUGUCGUGUUUCUAUCACGCUUUUGCUGGAGCUGAGCAGGCUGAAACUGCAGCUAAUCGGAUCUGUAAGGUGUUGGGGGUGAAUCAGGAGAACGAGAAGCUGAUGGAGGAAUACGAGAGAUUAGCCAGCGAGUUGUUGGAGUGGAUCAAGCGCACGACUCCGUGGUUGGAGAAUCGACUUUCGGAGAAGUCCAUGUCUCUGAUGCAGCGCAAGCUGGAGGAUUUCCGUGAUUACCGGCGCGUUCACAAGCCACCCAAGGUCAUGGAGAAGUGCCAGCUGGAGAUGAACUUCAACACGCUGCAGACCAAACUGCGCAUCAGCAACCGGCCGGCGUUCAUGCCCUCCGAGGGCAAGAUGGUGUCGGACAUAGCGAGUGCUUGGCAGGGACUGGAGCAGGCCGAGAAAGGCUACGAGGAAUGGCUGCUGACUGAAAUCCGCAGACUCGAGAGGGUCGAUCACCUGGCCGAAAAGUUCCGCCAGAAAGCCACCACUCAUGAGAGCUGGACCACCGGUAAAGAAGAAUUCCUGACUCAGAAGGACUAUGAGUCGGCCUCGCUGAUGGAGGUUCGAGCCUUGCUGAGGAAGCACGAGGCCUUCGAGAGCGACCUCUCGGCCCAUCAGGACAGGGUGGAGCAGAUCGCCGCCAUCGCACAGGAGCUGAAUGAGUUGGACUAUUAUGACGUGGCAGCGGUGAAUCAAAGGUGCCAAAGUAUCUGCGAUGUUUGGGACAAGCUAGGCACCCUCACCCAGAAGCGCAGGGAGGCGCUGGAGAGAACGGAGAAACUGCUGGAGACGGUGGAGCAGUUGUUCUUGGAGUAUGCGAAGAGAUCUGCUCCCUUUAAUAACUGGAUGGAGGGAGCCAUGGAGGACCUGCAGGACAUGUUCAUAGUGCACACCACUGAGGAAGUCCAGAGUCUCAUCGCGGCACAUGAGCAGUUUAAAGCCACUCUCCCGGAGGCCGACGUGGAGAGGCAGGCCAUCCUGGGCAUCCAACAGGAAGUGCAGAAGAUCUUCAACAGCUACGGGAUUCGCGGCGAGCUCACCAACCCGUACAGCACCAUCACCACCGAGGAGCUCCUCAUCAAGUGGGACAAGGUGAAGAAGCUGGUUCCUCAGAGAGACGGUGCUCUGCAGGAGGAGCAAGCACGGCAGCACGCCAACGAGAGGCUCCGACGCCAGUUCGCCGCCCAGGCCAACAUCAUCGGGCCCUGGAUCCAGAGCCACAUGGAGGAGAUCGGACGCUGCUCGGUGGAGUUCGGUAGUACGUUGGAGGAUCAGAUGACCCAGCUGAAGCAGUGCGAGCAUGUGAUCGUCACCUACAAGCAGAACGUCGACAAACUAGAGGAGGACCACCAGAUGAUCCAGGAGAACCUCAUAUUCGAUAAUAAACACACAAGCUACACCAUGGAGCACAUCCGUGUCGGUUGGGAGCUGCUCCUGACCACCAUCGCUCGCACCAUCAACGAAAUCGAGACCCAGAUCCUGACCCGUGACGCCAAGGGAAUCAGCCAGGAGCAGAUGAAGGAUUUACGAUCCUCCUUCAAACACUUUGACCGGAAGAAGAACGGUGCAAUGGACACCGAUGACUUCAGAGCGUGUCUCAUUUCGAUGGGCUACGAUCUGGUAGGAAAUGUCUAUCCAUUACACAGUGAAAACCAGACAACAGAGCUGAUCGUUCUCCAGGUUAAAAUGUGUGUGUGUGUGUGUGUGUGUCAGGGUGAGGUGGAGUUUGCCCGCAUCAUGAUGCUGGUUGAUCCAAACUCUACCGGAAUUGUGACCUUCCAAUCCUUCAUCGACUUCAUGACCAGAGAGACUGGGGAUACAGACACUGCAGACCAAGUGGUGGCGUCUUUCAAGAUCCUUGCUGGGGACAAGCCGUACAUCCUGAUAGACGAGUUGAGGAGGGAGCUUCCUCAUGACCAGGCCGAAUACUGUAUCUCCAGGAUGCCACCCUACCAUGGUCCCGAUGCUGCACCCGGUGCCCUCGACUAUACCGCCUUCUCCACCGCCCUGUAUGGUGAAAGUGACCUCUAACUUCACCCCCAAGCUUUCAAAUCUCCUUCCACAAGGGCUGCAGCACACCAACGAAUAAUAAUGCAAGAAAAGUAUAUUCAUUUGCUAAAAAAUGUCACGUUUUAGGAUCAUAUUUAAAAUGGAAUAGAAUGUUUUGCAGUUUUGAAAGAAACUAACCAAACACGACGUAAUUUAUGUACCUUUUAGAAAGUAACUUAUAUAGAUUUGAUUACUGUGUUAAACAAUCACACAAGUCUGUAUUACCAGUAAUGGAAAUAAAAGCUGUGUGAACACGAUGAUGAGUGGAUUGGUUUAGCACUUUACUAUGUUAGCAGCUUACAAUGACAGUAACCUGAUGAGUGUGAAAAUACAUGUGAAGUUAAUAUUGGGUUGAUCAAAGAGCAAGUUAAAAAUGAAGUUAAAUGUAUAGAUUAUAAUAGUGUUAUUAUUAUAAUCAUUCACAUUAAUGUAUAAUUAACAGAUAGUUACAUACUGUAUUAUUACUGAAACAUCUGGCAAAACUAUUUGAAGUAAAACUCAAUUUAAAAAGAUA
Messenger RNA from Trichomycterus rosablanca, 3382 nucleotides. It is a transcript of the gene actn2b, whose product is annotated as actinin, alpha 2b. Gene Ontology annotation, cellular component: Z disc; cortical actin cytoskeleton; plasma membrane. The record is from RefSeq and is a predicted model, not a curated record. Gene Ontology annotation, biological process: muscle cell development; actin cytoskeleton organization. The transcript has 20 exons. Lineage: Eukaryota; Metazoa; Chordata; Actinopteri; Siluriformes; Trichomycteridae. The coding region runs from base 67 to 2850 and encodes 927 amino acids. Gene Ontology annotation, molecular function: actin filament binding; calcium ion binding.